Molecule: messenger RNA, 483 nt
Organism: Cataglyphis hispanica
Lineage: Eukaryota; Metazoa; Arthropoda; Insecta; Hymenoptera; Formicidae
Product: zinc finger protein 808-like
Exons: 3
Coding region: 1-483 (160 amino acids)
Source: RefSeq, a predicted model, not a curated record
AUGGACAAUAAGGCAGGCGAAAAAACGUCGAAACCAAUAACUAGUAAACCUCUAGACUAUAUCUGCAGUUUUUGUGGUCUUGCAUGGUCGUCUAAGCCUACCAUAUGCACAUGCGGAUCCAUCAUAGAUAGUGAUAUUUCCAAGCCGUACUGUUGCGGAAAAUGCGGCAAAGUCUAUCAAAACAAGGGCAGCCUGAAACGUCAUGAGAAGGAUGAGUGUAAUAAAGAGCCUAAAUUCAACUGUGAAGAAUGCAAAUACAAAACCAAGCAGAAGUCCAAUUUGGAUCGUCACAUUCGCACCCAGCACCCAUCAUCCGUCAUGUUUUCUGUACAAAGCGGUCGAGUGAAACACAGGACAAAACGCAUGACGAAACGCACGACGAAACUCAUGACGAAACGCGCUGCACAUUCCACAAUGCACUUCCGUCACAUGAUGGAAUUUUCAUCACCACUCUUGUUUCUGAAGACUUCUGAGCAACCAUGA